Podospora anserina S mat+ is the source of this 873-nucleotide messenger RNA. RefSeq lists its product as uncharacterized. The record is from RefSeq and is a predicted model, not a curated record. The transcript has 3 exons. Bases 1 to 873 code for a protein of 290 amino acids. NCBI's taxonomy places the organism in Eukaryota, Fungi, Ascomycota, Sordariomycetes, Sordariales, Podosporaceae.
AUGUUGACCCUCCGGUCUUUGGCCCUGCUCUCGGCAGCCAGCGGCCUCGCCCUCGCUCUGGACAUUGGCACCCUGGACCCUUGUGCUCACAACUGUCUCCUGACAGCCCCAACUUAUGACUGCCCAGCAUCCCAAUAUGCCUGCUUGUGCCCCAAGGUUGACUGGGGAAUUGCUAUCAAAAACUGCGUGCGGGAUUCAGGAGCAUGCGCUGCCGACUAUGAACCCGCGCUUAUGACAGCGCUCAGUGCCGGCUGCUCAGCUGUCGGUGCGCCUUUCCCUGCUGGAGACAUUCCCGCCGACCCUCCUGCCGAGACUCCAGCUCCCGAGCCCACGCCAGCCGAGCCAACGACCGACGUGCCUGCUGCUGCCGAGCCCACCUCCACAGAAACCCCUACAGAAAAUCCGGAUGGAGAGGCGACAUCGACUGCUGUUGAGUCCAGCCCAACCGCCGAAUCCACAGCCGAGGUCACCAGCACUCCUACCGAAGCCCCCAGCAAGUCGUCUUCUGCAGGCGAAGCGGAAGAGACUAGCGAAACCCCCGAGGACGAAGGUGCGCCUGCCGGUCUCCCCGAAGCCGCCAAGAUUGGCAUUGGUGUCGGUGUCGGCGCCGCUGUUCUCGCCCUCAUCGGAGUGGGAGUUUGCAUCUUCCUCCGCAACCGCCACGUUGACAAGAAGUCAAACGACUCCGCCGGAGCUGACCGAUACAAGAUUUCGCCUCCGAUGCCGAGCCGGGAGCAGAACCCUUACAACCACGGCAACAACAGCUCCGACUACGACAUUGGCGCCAACGAGCUGGAGAUUAAGAGCUAUCGGUAUGAUGACAUGACGGAGGGGAAGCAGCCCAAGCCAAUGGAACCAAGACAAAUGGUGUAA